AUGCCAGUCUACAUGCUCCACGGAUUCCGCUGGCCACGCGCAGGCUUUACCGGAAUCCGGGUGUACAUCGUGCUGCACAAUCUCGAAGAAGCAGCCGCCGAGUACAUCCAACAACCCCUCACAACCGAGCUCCUCUCCGAAUCCUUCCACAAAACGCAAGCCGACCUCGUCCCGCGCCUGCCCGAGCUCUCCUUCAUCGAGCAGUACGAUCCGGCUGACGAAACGAGCGGCACUGUCAGCCAGGACUACGCUUAUGUCGCGGCGCGGGUGAUGGAGAUCCCGGACGGAGGGGACGGCCGCGGUGGUGGCGGCGGCGGCGGCCAGAAUAUCGAGGAUGUCGUCGAGCAGGGGUCUGGGUUGACGGAAGAUCAGACCAAGGCGCUGGAGGAGCUGCGGGAUCGGCUUGCGCCUGGUGAGAAGAUCGGCUGGUAUCUUGUUUACAAUGGGGAUCCGGAUCGGUGGUACCCUGAGUCAGAGACAGAGUCGGAGUUCGAGUACGAGAGCGAGGUCGAGUCCAGGCAGAGUCAGAGUCAGAGUCAGCGCCAGAGUCAGAGCCAGCCUCAGAGUCGAAGCCAGCGCCAGAGUCAGCGCCAGAGUCAAAUUCAGGAACAGGUUAAAGAGGAGAGCUACAUGGAGCCUGCUAGUCCUCGGAGUUAUACGGUGACAUCCUGGCUUUCGUUCAAGAUGGUCCUUUCAUUUAUCCUGGUUCAAAAUCGCCAGGGGAAAACGCGGCUGGCGAAGUGGUACUCCCCGUACAGUGAUGAAGAAAAAGUGAAGCUGAAAGGCGAGGUCCAUCGCCUUGUCGCCCCUCGUGAUCAAAAAUACCAGUCGAAUUUCGUCGAGUUCCGCCGCAGUACAAAGGUUGUGUACCGACGAUAUGCCGGGUUAUUCUUCUGUGUCUGUGUCGAUGCAAAUGACAAUGAGCUUGCAUACCUCGAGGCCAUCCAUUUCUUCGUCGAAGUGUUGGAUCAAUUCUUCGGAAACGUGUGCGAGCUAGAUUUGGUCUUCAAUUUCUACAAGGUCUACGCGAUCCUGGACGAAGUCUUUCUCGCAGGCGAGAUUCAAGAGACAAGCAAGCAGGUUGUUCUCACGAGAUUGGAGCACCUGGACAAGCUGGAAUAG
Molecule: messenger RNA, 1122 nt
Organism: Penicillium soppii
Lineage: Eukaryota; Fungi; Ascomycota; Eurotiomycetes; Eurotiales; Aspergillaceae
Product: AP-2 complex subunit sigma
Exons: 6
Coding region: 1-1122 (373 amino acids)
Biological process (GO): clathrin-dependent endocytosis; protein transport
Cellular component (GO): AP-2 adaptor complex; intracellular membrane-bounded organelle
Molecular function (GO): clathrin-cargo adaptor activity
Source: RefSeq, a predicted model, not a curated record